Molecule: messenger RNA, 840 nt
Organism: Gastrolobium bilobum
Lineage: Eukaryota; Viridiplantae; Streptophyta; Magnoliopsida; Fabales; Fabaceae
Exons: 1
Coding region: 1-840 (279 amino acids)
Source: RefSeq, a predicted model, not a curated record
AUGGGAGUCAAAAGGUAUGAGACAAUAGCUCUCACCCAAGAACGUAACAGGUCCUUGAACAAGUUUCCACCUAAAUUGAAAGAUCCAGGGAUUUUCACAAUCUCUUAUUCUAUUGGCAACACUUACGUUAGUCAAGCAUUAUGUGAUCUUGGUGCAUCCAUCAAUUUGAUGCCCAAGAGUAUUUUCACCAAAUUAGAAAUUGGAGAAGCACGUCCAACCACUGUUACCCUACAGCUUGCUGACAAAUCCAUCACUUACCCUGAAGGAAAGAUUGAGAAUGUAUUGGUAAGGGUGGAUAAGUUUAUAUUCCCUGCGUACUUUAUUGUUCUUGACUUUGAAGUAGAUAGGGAGGUGCCCCUUCUCUUGGGCAAACCAUUCCUAGCUACUGGAAGAACUCUUAUUGAUGUUGAAAAAGGAGAUUUGACUAUGAGAUUCAAUGAUGAGCAAAUAACCUUUAAUGUGUUAAAUGCUAUGAAGUAUCCAAGUCAAAUGGAGGAGUGCUCUGCAAUAGAGGAUGCUGAUGAACCACUGCUACAACAACAGGAACCAAAAACUGAGAAGGAGCCACUGGAGAUUGUCAUAGCAGAAGAAGGUGCAAUUGACAAAGAAGAGAUGGAAGCAUGUUUAGCUUGGAUUGAUGUCGAACCAGUGAUGUCAUUCAAAGAGAGACACUUUGAGUCUCUGAAUUUGCAAGAAAGAAAAGCACAACCACCAAAGCCUUCAAUUGAAGAACCACCAGUGCUGGAGCUUAAGCCACUGCCUGAUCACUUGAGAUAUGCAUAUUUUGGGGAGAAUAAUACUUUGCCCGUAAUAAUUCCGUAUCAUUUGACCAAGUUAUAG